Molecule: messenger RNA, 1374 nt
Organism: Colletotrichum lupini
Lineage: Eukaryota; Fungi; Ascomycota; Sordariomycetes; Glomerellales; Glomerellaceae
Exons: 6
Coding region: 1-1374 (457 amino acids)
Biological process (GO): carbohydrate metabolic process; chitin catabolic process
Cellular component (GO): extracellular region
Molecular function (GO): chitin binding; chitinase activity
Source: RefSeq, a predicted model, not a curated record
AUGCCGACGUCGCUCAAUUCCCCCCCGGCCGCCGGCUUCAUGCUCAAAACGGCAAAAGCACCGGAAUGGGCUAAGGAGAUUUCCCAGAGCCCAGCUCAUCAGAACCCAUCCAAGGCCCCACCAGUCCCGACUAAAGAUCUUGAACUUUCACAAGACUCUACGACGAGCCUCGAGCAAUACUACGAAGACUCACAAAAUGCUUCCUUCAUCGACCAUACAUCCAGACGGUCAUUGAGCUCCCGGUCUCUCGAGAAACGUGGCCCCCUUUACUGCAAAGAUGGUCCAUGUGUCGAUGGAAGACGGAAGACUGAUUCUAUAUUUUUAUUAAGCUGUUGUGGUCCCGAUAGCAUUUGCGGAUAUGGCCCCGACUUUUGCGGGAAAGGAUGUCAGUCUCAGUGCGAUGCAACUGCCAUGUGCGGAGAAUACAGUGAGAACGCCGAUAUGCCAUGCGGCAUGAAUCUCUGCUGUUCGCAAUCUGGCUGGUGUGGUACCACCGAGGUCUUCUGCCACAAUGCCGACCCGAUCAACCUCAGUGCACCUUGCCAGGCCGGUUAUGGCUCUUGUUCCAUCGCUUCUACCCCAUCAUGCGCAAAAGGCGGCGGGAGCACAAAUGGCCGCACGAUCGGAUACUACCAGUCAUGGAACGUGAGGACCCGGAAAUGCGAUACCAAGACUCCCAAGCAGCUUGAUACCAAGGGCUUCACCCAUCUGUUUUACUCCUUUGCAUUCAUCGAUCCAACUUCAUUCGCCGUUGUUCCAGCCCACGACGACGACCCUGCUCAGAUGCGAGAAUUCACCGGCUUAGCCAAGGACGGUCUCAAGACUUGGAUUGCUGUCGGCGGCUUCGACUUCAGCAACCCCGAGACAAAGACCCACCACACCUGGAGCGACAUGGUAGCGACGAAGGCCAAUCGUGCUGCUUUUAUCUCUUCUGCCCGCGAGUACAUGGACGAAUAUGGUUUCACUGGCAUCGAUCUCGACUGGGAGUAUCCCGGUGAGCCUAAGCGUGGUGGAAGAAAGCUCGAGGACACUCGCAACUUUGCUGUGCUUCUCCGUGAGAUGCGUGCUGCUUAUGGCGAUAAGUACGGCAUCAGUCUGACCCUUGCACCUGAUUAUUGGUACCUGAGAUGGUUCGACGCCAAAGCGAUGGAGCCUUUUGUCGACUUCUUCGGAUUUAUGGCCUAUGACCUUCAUGGAUUCUGGGAUGAAGACGUCAAGACUCUCGGCAAGGUUGUUCGCGGUCAAGCUGACAUACGUGAAAUCGGCAACAAUACUGUUCCCCUAUGGUUCGAUGGGCUUGAUCCCAAGAAGAUCAACUUUGGUCUUGCCAUGUAUGGCCGUGUUUAUUUGUUUUACCCUAUAGAAUCUAUAUAA